Molecule: messenger RNA, 1604 nt
Organism: Sinocyclocheilus grahami
Lineage: Eukaryota; Metazoa; Chordata; Actinopteri; Cypriniformes; Cyprinidae
Product: keratin, type I cytoskeletal 18-like
Exons: 6
Coding region: 77-1366 (429 amino acids)
Cellular component (GO): cytoskeleton
Molecular function (GO): structural molecule activity
Source: RefSeq, a predicted model, not a curated record
CCUCCCACUACCUGCCGCAGGUAAAACAGCAGACCGCGUCUCGCAAGCACGCUCAAAGGCACCUCUAAUCCGCACCAUGUCAUUCAAGAGCCCUUCCAGGAGUUUCUCCAGCUCAAGUCUUUCUGGCAGCAUGGGGUCAAGGGGCAGUUGGUUCGGGGCCAUUUCCCCAGCCGCUAUAGGGAAUCUGGCAAACACACUGCGUCCGAUCGUGCAGAUCAACAGCAGCACUUUUGCCCCAGCUGAUGAUAAAGAGGCCAUGAAGGGUCUGAAUGACCGUCUGGCGGGGUAUCUGUCAAACGUACGACUCCUGGAGGACUCCAACAAUCAACUGGAGGAGCAAAUCAAAGAGGCUCUGAUGAGGAAAGGAGCUGAGAUCGGCAGAGACUGGAGCGCCUAUGAGAAGAUCGUUGCGGAUCUGAGAAACCAGGAUGUUGCCAACCUGACAAACCAGAUCAGCGACUCCCAAGUCAAUGUGCAAAUGGAGACUAAAAACAGUACAGACCUCAAUGAGGUCAUUAAUAACAUCCGCACGCAGUACGAGCGAGCCGUGCAGAAGAGCCGCGAGGAAACUGAAGCCUGGUAUCAAAACAAAUUUGACAACAUGACAGCUGAGGUGACUCAGAACACAGAAGCUCUGCAGGCAGGAAAGACAGAGCUGAACGAGCUGCGCAGGCAGAAACAAUCUCUAGAAAUUGACCUGCAGGCUCUGCACAACAUGAUUCGAUCACUCGAGGAUUCGCUGCAUGAAACGGAGGCACGUUACGCUCACGAAGUCAAUGGGUACAACUCUCGAAUCCUGCAGCUGGAGGGAGAGCUGGGACAGGUGCGAGCGCAGGUGGAGCGUCAGGCGGCUGAGUACGAGGCCCUGCUCAACCUCAAGUCCAAACUGGAGGCAGAGAUUGCCACCUAUCACCGUCUCCUGGAGGGUGUUGUUGAUGACAAGGGGGACAAAAACAGAGAGGAAUUUUCUUUAGAGCAGGCGUUGUAUGCAGUUCCUCCCGUCGGACUUAAGAAAGCCAUCAUCAUCACACAAGAAAUAGUGGACGGAGAAGUGGUCUCUCAGAGGGAACUUGAGCAAAAUCUUACUAAUCACAAUGACCUGGAAGUUUCUGGGGAGGAUCAGGAGUUGACAGAACAACUGGAGCUAGCAGUGGAAGAGGCAAAAGCAGAGGAAGAGAAAGUAGCAGAACAACUGGAGCUAGCGGUGGAAAAGGCGAAAGCAGAGGAAGAGAAAGUAGCAGAACAACUGGAGCUAGCGGUGGAAAAGGCGAAAGCAGAGGAAGAGAAAGUAGCAGAACAACUGGAGCUAGCGGUGGAAGAGGUGAAAGCAGAGGAAGAGUUAACAAAACAACUGCCGUUAGCAUAGGAAGAUGAGUUAGUGGAGGACAGAGAAGUCACCUGCUGAACACGAUGAGGAGGAAGAAGCUUCUCAAGAUGUUGUGAAGAAAAAGUAACUUUUUACUGCUAUGUCUCAUCCUAUUCUUACAGCCUCAGUGGUUCUUCUUCUCUGUCUUUGUUCCUUUGUUCUUGCUCAGUUUUUCUUUGUGUUGACCAUGACAAUUUUAUCAAUCUCCUAUGCCACAAUUAAAUAUGUAUGAGCUUCA